This is a messenger RNA of Ixodes scapularis (black-legged tick), 1929 nucleotides long. RefSeq names its product protein Red (gene beag). Gene Ontology annotation, biological process: mRNA splicing, via spliceosome. The record is from RefSeq and is a predicted model, not a curated record. Lineage: Eukaryota; Metazoa; Arthropoda; Arachnida; Ixodida; Ixodidae. The transcript has 17 exons. The coding region runs from base 161 to 1837 and encodes 558 amino acids. Gene Ontology annotation, cellular component: nucleus.
GUGUGGGGAUCCAAUCCAAUCCAAUCCAUGAUCCAAUCAGCAAGUACAAGAUGGCGUUUGUUGAUUAUUGAGUCGAACGUCAUUUUCGUGUCCACUUAGUGUGCGUGAAAACGUAACACAGGUUUUUGCAAGGAACGCGACAGCGUAAGAAGACAUCAUAAUGCCCGAAAAAGAAGGUGGGGAGGUCUACACCAACCCCAUAGCCCCUCCGGGACUAAAUGUUCCUUCCUCGGAAAGUCACCACCACCCCAUGACAAACGAUGACUUCCGAAAGCUUAUUAUGACACCGCGGGCACCUCCGCAAGCUACCCCAACACCUGCUAAAGAAGAGACCUACAGCAAGCCAACAGUCGAAGAUGAUGACAAGGGGGACAUGCGCCGCAAGAAAAAAAAAUUCUACGCCACCCUCAAGAAGCAGGAGGAAGACAAGCUUGCCGAGCUUGCUGAAAAAUACAGAGAUAGAGCACGCGAGAGAAGAGAGGGUGCUAACCCUGAUUACCAAAAUGAAGACCCUCUCUCGUCAACAGCAGGCUACAGGGCAGUUGCUCCGGAUGCAAAGUCUGGUCUGGAUGCGGCCGAGCGACGUCGUCAGAUGAUCCAGGAGUCCAAGUUCUUGGGUGGUGACAUGGAGCACACUCACUUGGUGAAGGGUCUCGACUAUGCCCUGCUGCAGAAGGUUCGGAGUGAGAUCACAAACAAGGAAAAAGAAGACGAGGAGUUGGAGGAGACACUGGAGCGACACACCGAUGAACCUCAAGAAGAAGAGAUUCAUUUCAAGACUGUUCUCGGCCGCAACAUCUACCGCCAGGUGUUUCGGCCCCGGAUCAUGGAGCGCAACGACCUGUUCCUGCCCAACCGGAUGGCCUACGUCAUUGAGCUGGAGGACGAGUACGCCGAGAGUGACAUCCCAACCACCCUGAUCCGCAGCAAGAAGGAUUGCCCCAACCUGGAGAGCCACACCACACUGACGACCAACGACAUAGUGAUCAACAAGCUGACCCAGAUCCUGUCGUACCUGCGUCAAGGACUCCACAACCGCAAGGGGAAAAAGAACAAGGACAAAGGAAAGCCACAGGAGAAGCUGCCCGCCAAGCCAGCAGACGACAGCAUCUUCGGCGAAAUAGGUGACUACGUACCCGCGGCCAGCGCCGAGCGGUCGAGCAAGCACCGGGAACACAGUCGCCGUGACGGGGACCACCGGGAUCGUGAGAGGGACCGGGACCGAGACCACGACCGAGACCACGAUCGGGACCGCAAGCGGUCCUCGUACUUCGAGAAGCCCAGCCUGGAGGAUGAGCGGGACCGCGGGUUUCGUUCCCACCGCGGCCACGACUCCCGGUGGUCCAGCGCCGAUACCGCCAGCGCGGUGGCUGCCGCAGUGGCGGCCGUGCCGGCGCAGAUGCGGGACGAUGGCAGCCGGCUAAAGGCCAAGCUCACCAGCAAGCUGGAGCGAGACCUUCCCGAAAGCUACGCCGAGUGUUACCCCGGCGCUCCUGAAAACGAAGAUGCCGUAGCAGACAGUGACGACGAGGUUGAUUACACCAAGAUGGAUCUUGGAAACAAGAAGGGACCCAUCGGGCGGUGGGACUUCGACACGCAGGAGGAGUACAGCGAGUACAUGAGCCACAAGGAAGCCCUUCCAAAGGCUGCUUUCCAGUACGGAGUAAAGAUGGCAGACGGACGCAAGACCCGCCGCGCCGUCGGGAAGAAAGACGACAAGGCCAAGCUUGACCGGGAGCUUCAGAAGAUCAACCAGAUCAUUGCACGUCGAAAAGCCGAAGGGGGAGAGAGCUACAUGGGAUUGGGAACUCCAGAAUACAAGAGACCCAAGUACUGAAGGCAUCGCACUAAUGCGGAUAUCCUUUCAUCGUACACUGUCACUUAGCGUGAAUUAUACUCUCUAUAAUCAGACAUUAAAGUUGUGUGCUG